GAGCCUUUUAUUAAGUUAUUGCCAGGGGCACACACACACACACACACACACAAACCAAACCCGCAGAUCAUUUGUUAUUGAAUUCACAGCUCCAGAUUUUACGUUGAGAAAUGAGAGCGGUAAAGUGCUUUGACCUUUAACCUUUGGCCGGGCCAGGAGGAGGGAAACGCCUCCGUCUCUAUAUAAGGACUCUUCCGGCUUCUCGCGGCCCUUUUUGUCCCAUCUCCUAGCGUUCUGCCCUUUCGCCUGCGCCCCACUUUUCCUCCGCUGCCGCCCGCCUCCUGGUACAGCCGGCGCCAUGGGUUUCGGAGACUUGAAGAGCCUUGCCAGCCUCCAGGUGCUCAAUGACUACCUGGCCGACAAGAGCUACAUCGAGGGGUAUGUGCCAUCACAAGCAGAUGUGGCAGUGUUUGAAGCGAUCUCCGGCCCUCCACCCGCUGACUUGUAUCAUGCCCUACGUUGGUAUAAUCACAUCAAGUCGUAUGAAAAGGAAAAGGCCAGUUUGCCAGGCGUAAAGAAAGCUUUGGGCAAGUAUGGCCCUACUAAUGUGGAAGACACCACAGGAAGUGGCGCUGCAGACAGUAAGGAUGAUGAUGACAUUGAUCUCUUUGGAUCUGAUGAUGAGGAGGAAAAUGAAGAAGCCAAGAGGCUCAGAGAAGAACGCCUUGCACAGUAUGAGUCAAAGAAAGCCAAGAAACCUGCACUUGUUGCCAAGUCUUCCAUCUUACUAGAUGUGAAACCGUGGGAUGAUGAGACCGAUAUGGCAAAAUUGGAAGAGUGUGUCAGAAGCAUUCAAGCAGACGGCUUGGUCUGGGGCUCAUCCAAGCUUGUUCCAGUGGGGUAUGGAAUUAAAAAACUUCAAAUACAGUGUGUAGUUGAAGAUGACAAAGUUGGUACAGAUAUGCUGGAAGAACAGAUAACUGCUUUUGAAGACUACGUGCAAUCCAUGGAUGUGGCUGCUUUCAACAAGAUCUAAAGUUCCUCCUGGAUGGUUGCACUUAAAUAAAUGACUAAAAGACAA
Messenger RNA from Echinops telfairi (small Madagascar hedgehog), 1021 nucleotides. RefSeq names its product eukaryotic translation elongation factor 1 beta 2 (gene EEF1B2). NCBI's taxonomy places the organism in Eukaryota, Metazoa, Chordata, Mammalia, Afrosoricida, Tenrecidae. The record is from RefSeq and is a predicted model, not a curated record. The coding region runs from base 299 to 976 and encodes 225 amino acids. Gene Ontology annotation, molecular function: translation elongation factor activity; guanyl-nucleotide exchange factor activity. Gene Ontology annotation, cellular component: eukaryotic translation elongation factor 1 complex; cytosol. The transcript is spliced from 6 exons. Gene Ontology annotation, biological process: translational elongation.